Messenger RNA from Selaginella moellendorffii, 3180 nucleotides. RefSeq names its product DExH-box ATP-dependent RNA helicase DExH1. Lineage: Eukaryota; Viridiplantae; Streptophyta; Lycopodiopsida; Selaginellales; Selaginellaceae. The transcript has 15 exons. The record is from RefSeq and is a predicted model, not a curated record. Gene Ontology annotation, molecular function: RNA binding; ATP binding. Gene Ontology annotation, cellular component: nucleus; intracellular anatomical structure. Bases 12 to 3116 code for a protein of 1034 amino acids.
UAGGGCUAUAGAUGCAUUGUUUGCGAAGGCUAUCGAUCUCUUGUCCUUGCCACGGUCGUCCCAUCGGAGCUCCAUUUCUUAGGCCGUCACUGCUAGGGCUGUGCACAAUGUCUAGAUCGAGCCACAGGGGGAGAGCGCAAGGACGAGGCGGCCGCGGGGGGAGAGGCGGCGGCGGCGGCGGCGGACGAGGAGGAGGAGAGCAGCGAUGGUGGGAUCCUGCCUGGAGGGCUGAGAGGCUGAGGCAAAUGCGCGAAGAGAGGGGUCCCGAUGUGGAAUUGGACGAGGAUGAAUGGUGGACGAAGCUGGAAGAGCACAAGUUCUCGGACGAGGAAGAGAUUGUGAUAAAAACGAACUAUGGACGUGCCGGCGCUGAUAAGCUCGAGGCAAUGGCUCGUGAAUCUGGAUUUUAUUUUCAUGCAUAUAACCGAGGCCGGAACACGGUGCUGGUUAUCAGCAAAGCUCCUCUGCCCAACUAUCGAGCUGAUCUUGACGAGAAGCAUGGACAGUCGCAGCGUAAGAUCAGUAUCUCAGCUGACACAGAGACGCAUGUUGAGUCCAUGCUAGCGAAAUCAAUUGGAAAAAUCUCGGUGGUGAAAGACUCCGCUGGAACAUCUUCACACGGUGACGACAGUACUUUGGAUGAACGUCGGAAAGCUGUUGUGAACGUCAACAACACCGAGCUCAGUGCAAGGCUAAAAGCGCGUCAAAAAGAACUACAGGCCAGUCCGGCAGCAAAGUCAAUGACAUCUUUCAGAAAGAAGCUUCCUGCUUUUAAAAUGAAAGAUGAGGUCCUGCAAGCGGUUUCUCAAAAUCAGGUGCUAGUAGUCUCCGGAGAAACAGGAUGCGGGAAAACCACGCAGUUGCCACAGUUUAUUCUCGAAGAAGAGAUAAAUGCAGGACGAGGCGCGGCUUGUGACAUAAUUUGUACACAACCUCGAAGAAUUUCCGCUAUAUCAGUUGCUACUCGCGUUGCUGAUGAACGGGGAGACGAGCUUGGUGAAAGUGUUGGCUAUCAAAUCCGACUGGAGGCCAGGCGUUCGCAAGAGACGAGGCUACUCUUUUGCACGACUGGUGUGCUUUUGAGACGUCUGGUUCAAGAUCCGCUGCUAGAGGGCGUCAGUCAUGUGAUAGUCGAUGAAAUACACGAGCGUGGAAUGAACGAAGACUUCCUGCUGGUUGUUCUACGAGACCUUCUACCGAAGAGGCCUAAGCUACGUCUCAUUCUCAUGAGCGCAACUAUCAAUGCCGAUAUGUUCUCCAAAUAUUUUGGCAAUGCACCGAAGCUGCACAUUCCGGGUUUUACCUUUCCCGUUCGAGAAUUUUUCCUGGAAGAUGUUGUGGAAAGUACUGGAUUCCAAUCACAAAAUAACCAAGCAAGUUCUCGGUUUUCUGGAGGAAGACGAAUUGAGAAACAAAAGGAUUCUCUGACUGAACUUUUUGAGGAAGUGGCCAUCCAAGAUACAUACAAGCAAUUUUCCAAGUCAACAAGGAAGUAUUUGGAGUGCUGGAAUCCAGAAAUCAUAGACCUUGACCUGGUGGAGGCAGCAAUUCAACACAUUUGCGAAGAGAAGAACGAUGGUGCUAUUCUGGUAUUCUUAACAGGUUGGGAUGACAUUUCCAAGCUUUUGGACAAGCUGAAACUCAAUCCAUCCGUAAGAAAUGAACUGCUGCUUCCUCUGCAUGGAUCCAUGCCUACAAUUAAUCAAAGGCAAAUAUUUCAGCGCCCUCCACCUGGUGUAAGAAAAAUUGUCUUAGCGACGAAUAUUGCAGAAACUAGCAUAACUAUUGAUGACGUUGUGUAUGUUAUCGACUGUGGGAAAGCUAAGGAAACUAGCUAUGAUGCUCUUAACAAGCUGGCGUGCCUUCUUCCAUCCUGGAUAUCCAGGGCUGCUGCUCAUCAGAGAAGAGGACGAGCCGGAAGGGUGCAACCUGGAAUUUGUUUUCAUCUCUACCCGAAGCUGAUGUACGAUGCUAUGGCACAGUAUCAACUUCCAGAAAUCCUGCGAACACCCCUGGAAUCUCUUUGUCUGCAGAUAAAGAGCCUACAGGUCGGAAGUAUAGCGAAGUUCUUAUCUAAAGCUCUGGAGCCUCCAGAGCUCCGUGCUGUGGAUAAUGCUAUUGAGUCUUUAAAGACGAUCGGUGCCUUGGACGAUCGUGAGGAGCUGACGUCUCUUGGUCGACACCUUGCGACAUUGCCGCUAGAUCCAAAGGUUGGCAAAAUGCUGCUGAUGGGAGCCAUAUUUCAGUGUCUAGAUCCAGCGCUAACGAUUGCGGCAGCCUUGGCUCACCGGGAUCCUUUUGUUAUUCCGAUCGAUAAGAGAGAUGCUGCUGAUGAAGCGAAACGAAGGCUCGCAGGAAACGCGAGAAGUGACCACUUAGCUCUAAUGAGGGCAUAUGAAGGUUAUAUAGUUGCCAAGCGACAUGGACGCGAACGCAAUUAUUGCUGGGAGAAUUUUUUAUCUGCACAGACUCUACAAUGGAUGGACGGUGCGAGAGAACAGUUUUACGACCAUCUUUCUAAGAUUGGCUUCGUCGAUAACUCGUCAAACUCAGCAAACUAUGCGGUAGAGAUUACUUUGCAAUGUCUGUCUCCAACUUACGAUGCUUUUCUCGUCCAGGCUUACAACAAGCACAGUGACGAUCUGGAAAUGGUUCGUGCGGUUUUGUGCGCUGGUUUAUACCCAAACGUCGUGCAAUGCAAAGCAAGGGGAAGGCGAACAGCGUUUUUCACAAAGGACGAUGGCAAAGUCGAGCCUCAUCCGGCCUCUGUCAACAGUCGAGUCGGCCAGUUUGCACAGCCAUGGCUCGUCUACAGCGAGAAGGUGAAGACAACCGGGAUCUACCUUCGGGACACCACCAACAUUUCCGACUAUGCUCUUCUCAUGUUUGGAGGGCCGCUCGUCUCAAACGGCAAAGGUGUGGAGAUGCUCGAUGGCUAUCUACAAUUCACAGCGUCUGCCAAGACCAUGGAGCUUGUAAAUGCAUUGCGGUCGCAGCUAGAUGACUUGCUCACGAGAAAAAUCAAGGAUCCAAGAUUUGAUAUACAUAGAGAAGGGAAACAUGUGGUAAGCGCAGUUUUGGCACUGUUGCAUUGCGAGGAGAAGCAAUAUUAUUAGUGACGAAUAUUUAAUUUGUAAUUAGUAAGCUUGCAAUCCAUUCUUCUACCGCCGAUUUGAAAUA